AUGCAAAAACCAGAAUAAGUCAUGCAAGAUUUCGCUAAUUUAUUGGAUAAAUGUAUUGUUGCUAAUAAAUGUCAAAGAUAGGAAUGAUCCUGAAGCGUGGUCUCAAAUCUACAAGGUCAUUAAUUACAAGCCAACUCAAAAUAUACCAAAGGGUUAAUCGUUAGACCCUGAAAAAAUAAGGGAAUUCUUGAGACUCGGUAAACCUGGCGCUCAGGACUUCGACCCAUAUGAUGACAUGAUAUAUUUCGAUGACAAUAAGGUUAAAGAAAUAGUUUUGAGACAAAAUUUCCUUAUUGCAAAAGGUUUAUACGUUUUUUCAAUUAAAAGGUUACUUUGACCCCAAGGCUUACUUUCCCUCAAUCAAUUUAAGUAGUUUAGAUGACACCUCUUUCGAUGAGAAAAUUAAAGGUAAUGAUUAUUGCAAAUAUAAUUAAGAAAUGCUCAAAAUACCUGAUUAAAUGGAGAAGAAAAAUUGAAAUUUAUAUCAAAAUUAAGUCUAUUUUAAAC
Molecule: messenger RNA, 507 nt
Organism: Paramecium octaurelia
Lineage: Eukaryota; Ciliophora; Oligohymenophorea; Peniculida; Parameciidae
Source: the annotation of a GenBank genome assembly